UUAUAACCAUCUGUGUUAUCUAUUUCAUAUUACCUGUUUCUCUGAUGAUAUUUGCAUACGGCUCUAUUUAUGUAAAGGUGUCGAAAGAGUCCAAAGCCAAUUUAGGAUACAGUCGGAGGAGGACUUUCGUGGUAAGCAGACAAGAGUUCCAAUUGAAAUUGACUAUCGAACAAGAACUUGCUGUAACAAUUACCAGUAUAAUUGGUUUCUUUUUAAUCUGUUACACUCCAUUCACAUUUGUACUUCUAUUGAGAGUGUUGAUUAAGGAUGUUGAAAUCGACCCAAUUGUCAUGGCGAUACCUUCCAUGAUAACGAAGAUUGCAGGAAUUUUUACACCGUUUGUUUUUUUGAGAAAAAACAAAGUCUUUCGAGAACAUAUGAUGAAGAUAUAUCCUUGUUUGAGAUCGAGAAAAAAAGUACAUGCCGCUGAAAGUAUUGAGCAAACAGCAGUAACAAAUGUCCACAACAACGAUAAAACAACAAUCGUGAAUCGACCUGAAGCAAACGAGGGCAAUAAUUUCAAGCAGUGUGACAAUAGAAAAUGUUCACCUAUCAAAAAGAAAACCACGACAAACGAGGGCAACAACUCCGAGGGGUGUGAUAAUAGAAAAUGUUCACUUAUCAGACAGGAAACCACGACAAAUGACAUAACUGAACGGACUAAAAAAGUACAAGAUAACUGUUCAAAUAUUGCUGUAUACACUGUUGAUAAAUCUGAUAUUUACGAAUAUCAGAAGGAAUCUUCUUUUUCACGAAAUGUUGGGAAAUGUUCAGUAGGUAUUAUAGACACAUUAGAUGCAGAGAAUGUUAUGAAUCUGUCUGGUGUUUAGAACAGUUAUAAUUUUGCAACUUUCCAGCACAUUUUUCCCGGUUUUCUUUGAUAAAAAAUAGUUCCGCGUCAACUACCGUGGAUAUUUGCCUUUAAUUAUAAUAAAGUUACGGA
Mytilus trossulus (common blue mussel) is the source of this 943-nucleotide messenger RNA. RefSeq lists its product as uncharacterized. Gene Ontology annotation, molecular function: G protein-coupled receptor activity. The coding region runs from base 45 to 830 and encodes 261 amino acids. Gene Ontology annotation, cellular component: membrane. Gene Ontology annotation, biological process: G protein-coupled receptor signaling pathway. NCBI's taxonomy places the organism in Eukaryota, Metazoa, Mollusca, Bivalvia, Mytilida, Mytilidae. The record is from RefSeq and is a predicted model, not a curated record. The transcript is spliced from 3 exons.